AUGGGAAGCAAUGGUGAUGAUGUAGGUGAGAAGUGCGAUAGGACUAGCGUCCCUCAUGGUGCUAACUUCAACCAUCUUGAGACCGUUGAUGAGCUUCCUGAGGAGCUAAAGCAGCAAGUGGAGGCCAAGUUCAACGCCGUUCUGUGGGCUUUUCUUCAAAGUUGCACUAAAGAUCGGCGGGACAAGGUCACCCAAUACAAGGAGCCAGACUUCAGCGAGUUGAUCACUUCUACGUCAUCUGCACCCGCUACACCUGAGGUAAGGACCAAUGAACCCAAGUAUGAUGAUAUCGUUGAUCCUUAUCCUACGCAUGCCAAUUACGCUACUAUGAUGGAUGAUCAUAAGAAUGUAAUAGAUAAUAACCUUUUAGCUACAAUGAAUAUGAUCAUGGCUCGUUUUGAUAAGUUGGAAAGGAAAACAACUGAUGGGAAUCAAUCGGGUGUUGCUUCUUCUUCUAAACAACCUGAAUUUGGCAUGCCUUUGAAUUUUUAUGAUAAUCAAGGAUUAUAUGCAGCAGCAAACAAAGGCAAAUCGGCCUCUUCGGCACUUGAAACUAAUAAGGCUGGUUUAGCCAGUAGUGCUCCAUCUUCACAAUUAGUUAUCUAUGAUCAAAAUUCGGCUUGA
Messenger RNA from Miscanthus lutarioriparius, 624 nucleotides. The record is from the annotation of a GenBank genome assembly. NCBI's taxonomy places the organism in Eukaryota, Viridiplantae, Streptophyta, Magnoliopsida, Poales, Poaceae.